AACAACCCUUGGCACUAUGUUCCUAUUGCUGAGCUGAAGGAGAAGAUUGAUCGUCGUUCUGGGAAAAAGCUGGAAGAUGGCCCCAAAUUCUUGAAAUCUGGUGAUGCUGCCAUCGUUGAUAUGGUUCCUGGCAAACCCAUGUGUGUUGAGAGCUUCUCUGACUAUCCUCCUCUGGGCCGCUUUGCUGUUUGUGACAUGAGACAGACGGUUGCUGUGGGUGUCGUCAAAGCAGUGGACAAGAAGGCAGCUGGAGCUGGCAAGGUCACCAAGUCUGCCCAGAAAGCUCAGAAGGCUAAAUGAAUAUUAUCCCCAAUA
This is a messenger RNA of Orcinus orca (killer whale), 315 nucleotides long. Its product is annotated as elongation factor 1-alpha 1-like. The record is from RefSeq and is a predicted model, not a curated record. The annotation marks the transcript as partial. The transcript has a single exon. NCBI's taxonomy places the organism in Eukaryota, Metazoa, Chordata, Mammalia, Artiodactyla, Delphinidae.